ACAGAAACGAGGAGGUGUCGGCUCCAUCUGCUUGUAGUGGUGGCUGCCUCUCUAAUCGUGUUGACGCCGUUUUUCGACCGAUCCCUGACGUCACUCGGAAGUGUAGGUGGCGGCGGCAGCAGCGAGGAGGUCGGGGGGCCGUAUGAAGCCUGCGAAAGCGGCCAGAUUAUUUGGAUCGGCCCUUUGUUUUCGUUCGCACUGUGGCGGAGAGCAGUUGUCACGUGAUGAUGAUGGACCCUGUCUGCUUCCGUGCAGCGAGCUUGAGAUAGAGUGAAUCGGUGCCUUUUUCGGCGGGGAUAUCGCUUUGCUGUCUGCGUGUGGUUGUCUUCUGCUUGCAGAAAAGCCAUUCCCUCCUCCUUCCGCACCUUUUUCUUGAUUUCCUUUCUGGUCUGUUCGCUCUAUCCGCUGACGUUCUCUUUCUCUCAUCACUUGUAUAUGUGAUUUUUUGUCUGUUCUUUCUUUUGGGCUCCGUUGACCCCCCUUCUCUCUUUCUCCUUCCCUUCGGUUUUUCGCCGAUGCUCUGUUCUUUCCGAGCAGAGUAGUUCGCUCGCUCGCUCGUUCGUUCGUGCGUCCGUCGCGUACUUUGGGGAGAAGAGCGGCAUACACUGCAUUUGGAUAGACGACGACGGAAGGGAGGUGCGCCUCCCCCGUGGCAAGCAGCCAUCUUGGGCCGAGGUAUGCAUCGCGGCCGUUCGGAUGCGGGACGUCGUGGCAGUGGCCUCGUUCAUGUAUGAACCAACACGCCCCGAGGUUUGGACUCUCGGGGGACCACGAACCGAUGUUUCUCUCGCCCAUGUGCACGUUGCAAAGGUGGGAGGUGGAGACAAUGGACAACAUCCAUAGUCUUGACCCACGGAAACAAGAACUCCUAGAAGCGAGGUUUCUCGGAAACCGGCAAUUGUGCAACAACCUAGGUGGCCAAGUGCCGUACCUGGGCCAGGCGAUGGCGGUGUCCCAGCCGGCAUCUGGGAGCCUGGGGGGUGGAGUAGUUUGUGGGGGAAGCAGCGCUUCGCUGCCCCCCUCAUCUCAAGUUCUGGCUCAUGUGUCUUCCUCUGGCAGUUCUAGCAACACCAACCACAAUCAGGACUCUAAUAUGAGUACCGCCAGCCUGGGCUCCCAACAUAGUGAUAAAGAAAUUGAGGCAUCAGAUAAGCACCACAGAACACCUCCCCAAACAGAAAGGAAAAGAAAACGGAAAGAUGACGGUGUAGCGGCAGGCAAAGGGGGUAGGGCAGGUGAAAAUCCGAAGAAAGUGAAUGAAUAUUUCAAGAACCAGGUCCAUAGCCCUAGCUGCUAUGGGGGGGCCAAGUCGCCCGUUCCUCAGGGCUACUGCCUGGUCGCUGCUGGUGUAUUUCAGGGUGGCAGCCCGUUAGUGUCCCAGUUGACACCAACAUUGAGCAGCAUGGACUACCCUGGUCUCAUGGCGCCGCCACAACAGAGGAUGCUCCAGACAACGAGUCGGCAAAUACAAACAGACCUCACCAUCAAUAAAAUCAAGGAACUAGAAAGCAAAUCAGCCCUGGACCUGGAAAUAAGGGACAACAGGAUAGAUGAACUACAGAGGGGAAGCGAGGAGCUGAGGCGGCAAAUGCAGGCACAACAGAAGGUCAUUCAGAAGCAGGAGGAGCAACUGUUAAAAUGUAUAGAUGUAACAAAGCAACUGUUAAUAGAAAAGUCUGCCAUGGAGAAGAAACAGUCCCGGCAGAAAUGUAUGCAAAAUCGGUUAAGGCUAGGGCAGUUCGUCACACAGCGGCAGGGAGCAUCCUUUGUGGAGAACUGGGUGGAUGGGUACGCCUUCAACGAGCUCUUGAGGAAACAGGAGCAAAUCACUUCAGAGCGGGAAGAAAUUGAGAGGCAAAGGAAAUUGCUGUGCAAGAAAAAGCCUACGACGGGGCAACCCAAGGGCAAGGGCGCAACCAACGGUGCUGCAGCCCUCGCCAACGGGGAAUUUGUGAAACCGGAAUCACCUAAGGACAUGGCAGUCCUGCAGCGGUUGUCCUGGUAUGAGUACUACGAGCAGGAGGAAAUUUUGAAGCUGCGACAGGUCUCUCUCAAGAAAGAGGACACGGACUUGCAGCUUGAGCUCGAAAAGCUGGAGCGUGAGCGGAACCUACACAUACGUGAGCUGAAACGCAUCCACAACGAAGACCAGUCUCGUUUCAACAACCACCCGGUGCUCAAUGACCGCUACCUCUUGCUCAUCCUUUUGGGUAAAGGAGGGUUUAGUGAAGUACAUAAGGCGUUUGACUUGAAAGAACAGAGGUACGUAGCCUGUAAAAUACAUCAGCUGAACAAAGACUGGAAGGACGACAAGAAGGCCAAUUAUAUAAAACAUGCCCUGCGAGAGUACAACAUACACAAGUCGUUGGACCACCCCAGAGUGGUGAAGCUGUACGACGUCUUUGAGAUCGACCCCAACUCGGUUACUAACUGGAUGCUACCACUGGUCCCUGGCAGGUUCUGCACGGUGCUGGAGUACUGUGAUGGGCACGACCUGGACUUCUACCUCAAGCAGCACAAGUCCAUCCCCGAAAGGGAAGCUCGCUGCAUUGUCAUGCAGGUGGUGCAUGCCCUCAAGUACCUCAAUGAGAUAAAGCCUCCGAUCAUUCACUAUGACCUAAAACCCGGCAAUAUCCUGCUGGGUAGCGGGAGCCUUAGCGGCGAGAUCAAGAUCACGGACUUUGGGCUGAGCAAGAUAAUGGAUGACGAGAACUACAGCCCUGAGUACGGUAUGGACCUGACCUCGCAGGGCGCCGGCACGUACUGGUACCUGCCGCCAGAGUGCUUUGUGGUGGGCAAGAAUCCGCCCAAGAUAUCCUCAAAAGUGGAUGUUUGGAGCGUGGGUGUCAUAUUCUACCAAUGUCUCUAUGGGAAAAAGCCGUUUGGACACAACCAGUCACAAGCAACAAUCCUAGAGGAGAACACAAUCCUGAAGGCAACGGAUGUUGAGUUUCCUCCCAAGCCUGUAGUCAGCAAUGAAGCCAAGCAAUUCAUCAGGCGCUGCCUACAGUACCGGAAAGAAGACCGUAUCGAUGUGUUCACACUAUCCAAUGAGGAGUACCUGAAACCCAACUAUUCAAAGCACAGCCGCCAGUCCAGUGCCUCGGACAAGGACAAAUCGUAGCUGCUGCGAAGGAGGCUCUAGGACCCAGGACACAGGGACUCCCCCACGGUCUCCUUUCUGAGUGCGUGGCCAAGGGCAGUAUAGAGACGAGAAAGGCGCUCUUUGCGUGCCUGCGCAGCCUCACCCCCAAAACCCUCACCACCGAGAUCGAAUGAUCGGUUGUCGGUGCGCAAGACACCACACUGCCUGCUAUGUUGUGUGCGUGCGUGUGUGCACCGGCUGCUCUCGAUGUUGCUGUAAAAUAUUAACUAGAUGGACGUAACAACAAGAGGUAGGGGCUUCAAGCUCCUUCACAGCCACUGGUGGUAAGGAUUAUGACAAAAAGUGGGCCCACCUCUCCUCCCUUUUGUCUUCUGCAUCUUUCUUUGAGGAAACCUGCAGUGAGAGUUUAAUGCAAGCCCACUCUGAAAGCGGUGCACACCAUAUUUUCAUUUCUUCAGGUCCACUGGAUGUAAGCAUAGUUUCAUUUUGGGGGUUACACCCCCCCAAGUCUCAUUUUUGCCAUUGUGCAGUGUGUUUAAGAGUGGUUACUUGAUUUAGACUCCUCAGUGAUGUAGAUUCUUCUUCUGUUGGUACUACGCUGCCAGUUUUAAGAUCAGAGGCAGAGAGAUACGGAUAAAUGAUCUUUCAGAACUUUAAAAAGAGAAAACACCAGGUGUUUUUUCUUUAAAGAACUUGUCCCCACCCUCCUUCAGCACUUGAUUGCCUUUAUUAGUUAUACAAUUAUGAACAAAAUGUGAAUUUUGUUUUUCUUAGUUGACCAAGGUAAUGCCAACUGGACAUUCUGUUCCACGAGCUGAUACAUAUACUAUCUCUUGAGAGAGCACUUUUUUUUUUUCUGUUCUUCAUUCGUCUCGGGAGUCCCGCCAUUUGCAUUCUUUCUUUUCCAUGUGCAUAUCUGGUGUGUAUCCAUUAGCAUGAACUGCAUUGACUAUUCCUUUGUACAUAGUCACUCAGAUACUCAUUUUCCUAGGGAAGAUUUCUUUCAUAUUUAGCUCUGUUAAACUUGUUACGCACUCGAAGCAGUCCAUGCGUGUUCAGCAUAUCCUCACUGACUACGCAAAAAAAAAAAAAAGAGAGAGAGAGAGAAAGGAAAAAGGGGGCAGGAUUUUGACAGAACAAACUUCUGGACCCAUUGUUGAGCAUUUCAUAGGGAACCUGUUGUCUAGUCAAGCCCCGACUUAAACACACUCUUCUUCUUGUUAACGUAAGAAGAUUCUACCUGCACUGUGUUUGUGGUAUGAUGCCUUCUUCCCGGCCUGUGAUGUACCAAUUUAAAGGAGAAGAAGAAGAAGAAAAAAAAAAAAACAUGGGAGAAGGACACAGUGGAGUAGGAGUGACGCUCGUGGAACAGGAUCGUGCAGCGAUGGCCGAGCUUUUCUUCUCAGCAGUUCCUUCCUGCGGAACCUGUUGCCGGAACGGCACAUUGUUAGUGAAUUCAUUGCUUUUGUCUGUAGGCCUAUGGGGAAUCAUUAUCAAAGAAAAAGAAAAAAAAUGCUUCCUUGUGAAGUUUGCA
This is a messenger RNA of Ornithodoros turicata, 4640 nucleotides long. It is a transcript of the gene Tlk, whose product is annotated as serine/threonine-protein kinase tousled-like 2. Gene Ontology annotation, cellular component: nucleus. The coding region runs from base 731 to 3124 and encodes 797 amino acids. The transcript has 17 exons. Gene Ontology annotation, molecular function: protein serine/threonine kinase activity; ATP binding. NCBI's taxonomy places the organism in Eukaryota, Metazoa, Arthropoda, Arachnida, Ixodida, Argasidae. Gene Ontology annotation, biological process: intracellular signal transduction; peptidyl-serine phosphorylation; chromosome segregation. The record is from RefSeq and is a predicted model, not a curated record.